Syzygium oleosum is the source of this 588-nucleotide messenger RNA. Its product is annotated as bifunctional adenosine 5'-phosphosulfate phosphorylase/adenylylsulfatase HINT4. Gene Ontology annotation, molecular function: catalytic activity. Bases 47 to 484 code for a protein of 145 amino acids. Lineage: Eukaryota; Viridiplantae; Streptophyta; Magnoliopsida; Myrtales; Myrtaceae. The transcript has 6 exons. The record is from RefSeq and is a predicted model, not a curated record.
CUUCCUUCCGGAGCCCCCAAAAGGAGCUUUCGUCGUGGGCACGAAAAUGGCGGGCGCGGCGGCGGCGGCGGCCUGCAUCUUCUGCCGGAUGGCCCGCUCUUCCACCUCCACUCCUGUCCUCCACUCCGACGAUCGAGUGGUCGCCUUCCAGGACGUCAACCCCUCCGCGUCCAGGCAUUAUUUGGUGAUUCCGGUGGAGCACAUUCCGACUGUGAGAGACCUCAAAAGGAGAGCUGAAGAUUAUACCUUAGUGAGUCACAUGCUGGAUGUGGGGAGAAUGCUUUUACAGAGAGACGUGCCUCAGUCAAAGCAAUACAGGUUUGGCUUUCAUCAGCCUCCAUUCAACACUGUCAACCAUUUGCAUCUUCAUUGUUUGGCACUACCUUUCAUACCCAGAUGGAAACAUAUGAAGUACUUGUCAUUGGGACCACUCGGUGGGUUUAUUGAAGCAGAGAAGUUAUUGGACAAACUGAAACCAGAGUAACCAAGUCAUGCAUAACCUUAAUCUUCAAUUGAAUUGUAUUGACUUUCUGAUUUGGAAUUGGAUAUAUUUAACCACAUUUAUAAAUUGGAAGUUCCCUUAUAUUA